AAGAAAAAAGAUAGGUUAAUCUAACCGAAAAAGAUUGUAAAUAAACCAUUUUUCUAUUUUACAUUGAAAACACAAACAACAAGUACAAUUCAGGUUGUUAAUAUAAUCGACGAAAAAUUGUUAUACGAAUUUGGAAAUUUUUAACCGCAAAAAUAGUUAAACUAAUCGUUAGAAUUGUAGAACAUAAAUUUAACUACAAAAAAUGGUAUGGCCAACCUGCAAAAUGGUAAAGUUACUAUUCUUAACCACAAAAAUAGUAAAACUAACCGGAUAAAAUUGUAACUCUACUAUCUUGAUUGUUAAUCUAACUGAAAAGAUAGUCUUCACGUAAUUCUCUUCUCUCUUUCUUCCCUCUUCAUGAUGAGAAUAACCACAAAAAUAGUUAAACUAAUCGUUAGAAUUGUAGCACAUAAAUUUAACCACAAAAAAUUGGUAUGGCCAACCUGCAAAAUGGUAAAGUUACUAUUUUUAACCACAGAAAUAGUAAAACUAACCGAAUAAAAUUGUAGCUCUACUAUUUUGAUUGUUAAUCUAACCGAAAAGAGAGUUUAUGCGAUAAGAAUAACGGCACUUUUGAUGCUUUGCUUCUUCUUUUCUUCUUUCAUAUUCAUUUGCAAACUUUUCAUGGACGUUGUUAUUUGCGUAGGUGCAGUGAAGUGAAAUUAAAUUAAUUAAUAUAUUAAAAUUAAGUGUUGAUGAAUCUUAACAAUAGUGAAUUGUUUUCGCUAAAUAUUUUGCGUGCUGUGGAGGCGGAUGAUAUGGAUAAUCCUGAUCCAGAAGACACGGAAUUUUGUAAAUUGAUUUUGGAGUGGGGAUUUUCACAUAAAAUCGCUGAAUUUAAAGCGCAAGCAAUAACCUUGAAAAAUUUGCAAUAUCUGACGGAGUCUGACCUUGCUGAUUUGUUUAAAAACGACACCAUUGGUGCUAGAGCGGAAUUCCGCCAUCAACUCAUAACUUGGAGGAAAACAAACGGGUAUGGUAGCGUGUCGACGUGCGAUACAGCGUCCGCCAAUUCUGGUUUUGUUGACUUUGUGCAGCAGUGGCGACAGCGGAUCAACAAUGGCAUCGAAUCUCCUUCAUGCUCACAAACAUCCAGUUCAUCUUCACAUGACUUCGAUUUGCAGCAAGUGUUAAGUGCCCAUCCAACUGGCGAGUAUGUUCUGCGACUGGACAAACUAGAUGACGCUGGGAGGAAGAUCUUAAUUGAUGCCACUGUGUCGUGGUUUAUUAAAAGAAAAAUCAAAAUAUGCCGAAAUACAUUCCAAUCUAUUGCGCAAGAUAUUGCAAACAGGUUUAAAGAUGACAAGUCGAUUUACUACCACAAAGAUCCUAUUACCUUGAGACCAGCAGGCCGCUUGUACGAUAAAUAUUACAACACAUUGAAGAGAUUGAGGAAAUCCGGUGAAUUAGUGGACCCAGAAAGUUCAACUCCUGAGGCAUCACCGACAGAAGAAUAUACAUUUACUUUCGAGGAUGAAAAAUCUGCCUAUGACUGGCUCAAACUUUUUGAUUCGCCGUGGAGCACAGUUGAAGCAAAUUGGAAAAAAACCUUCAAAAUCAGACGACAAGAAAUUUUGAACUCAAGUGGUAGCACAUCAGCGAAAACUUUACGGGCCUGGAAACUUUUUUCCCAUUCAUGUGGAUACAAUCUGAUUGAUAUUGACUUCAAUGCUCUACAUCAGAAUUGCUCACAGCUAACAGAGAAAUGGCAAGGUUUUAGAACAAAAAUUAUACCAAUUUUGAAUAAGAGGGUAAAGGAUAUUCAAAAUCUUCAGCACUUGAAAAAAGUUAAUGAGAUUGAUAAAGGUUUGUUAACAUUGGUAAUAAUAAGAUUAAAUGAUUUUUAUAAUAAAUAUACUUUUAUUAAAGGUUCAGAUCAACUUAUAGCAUUGUUACUGCACGUUGUACUACGACCUAAUAUAAAGCGGAAGGCAGGUGACAAAACGAUUUUUAGAAGUACUAUCAAAGAUUCUCAGCUCUCGUUUUUACUACAAGUUAGUACUGUGAACGAUGUCGAAAAUAAAUUGGAUAAUCUGAAAAAAUCACUCUAUGCACGCGGUGAGACAUUGCAACCACUAAUUAUCGCAAUUGGCAGUGAUUUAAGUAAUUGCAAAUUUUAUGUUUACUAUGACGACAUUAAGUAUGAGCUUCCUUCAUUUUUAAGCGCUUUAGACAUAUGUUUUAAGACUUUCCAUGUAUUACAUUUAAAAUAUCCACAGGAUAGCAUUGAGUUUUGGACGUUUGUCCAAAGAUAUUUUUAUUCCAUUGAAUUGACUGAAGAUAAAACUUCUCCAAAUGUCCUUUGUUUGCUGAGGGACUUAAUUUAAUUUAUUAAGUAUAGAUACGUAGUCACAUAAAUCUUAACACCUUCAAUAUUCAAUAAUUAUUAUUAAAUAUUA
Messenger RNA from Rhagoletis zephyria (snowberry fruit fly), 2399 nucleotides. RefSeq lists its product as uncharacterized. NCBI's taxonomy places the organism in Eukaryota, Metazoa, Arthropoda, Insecta, Diptera, Tephritidae. The record is from RefSeq and is a predicted model, not a curated record.